CAAUAAAAAAAACCAAAAAAAAAACAGCAAUUGGAGCUGUGAUACUUCCUCUCUCUUCUGAUCAUCGCCAACAGUUUACAACCGCCAGGCGCCGGCGAGGAGUACACAGACAGAAACAUAACGCAUCCAGCAUGCGAGCUUAAUAUUGACAAGAUUGUUAUUUUCUUACCGUUUAACUAUGGGAUUCUCUCGAAUGAUGUCUCUGUCGCGGAUUCUAUCGAACAAUUGUCGGACUAUUCGACAAAAUCCUUAUCUGGGUUGUUCUAGAUUCACAUCAUCCCCGCAGGUAUCAACUACAGAAAGGGUUUCCUCCAUCGUCGACGAAAUCUCAGUCCUCACUCUACUUGAAGUGAGUGAUUUAACAGAGGUACUGAGGAAGAAACUCAACAUCGAUGAGAUGCCUGUGAUGGGGGUGAUGAUGCCUGGAAUGGGAUUCGGCGGCAUGAAAGGGGCUGCAAAAGGAGGUGCAGCUGGUAAAGGUGAGGAGAAAGCUGCGGAGAAGACAGCAUUUGAUUUGAAACUUGAAGGAGGAUACGAUGCUGGAGCGAAGAUUAAGAUUAUAAAGGAAGUGAGAGCAUGUACAGCUUUGGGUCUUAAGGAAGCUAAAGAUUUGGUUGAGAAAGCGCCUUCUUUGUUGAAGAAGGGAGUGACCAAGGAUGAAGCAGAGACCAUUAUCGCAAAGCUGAAGGAAGUUGGUGCAAAAGUUACCAUGGAAUGAGAGAAGAGGUAUAUUAUUGAUUUGAGUAUUGU
Messenger RNA from Impatiens glandulifera, 750 nucleotides. Its product is annotated as 50S ribosomal protein L7/L12. The coding region runs from base 179 to 718 and encodes 179 amino acids. Gene Ontology annotation, cellular component: ribosome. Gene Ontology annotation, molecular function: structural constituent of ribosome. The transcript has a single exon. NCBI's taxonomy places the organism in Eukaryota, Viridiplantae, Streptophyta, Magnoliopsida, Ericales, Balsaminaceae. Gene Ontology annotation, biological process: translation. The record is from RefSeq and is a predicted model, not a curated record.